This is a messenger RNA of Aaosphaeria arxii CBS 175.79, 623 nucleotides long. RefSeq lists its product as uncharacterized. The coding region runs from base 102 to 623 and encodes 173 amino acids. NCBI's taxonomy places the organism in Eukaryota, Fungi, Ascomycota, Dothideomycetes, Pleosporales. The transcript has 5 exons. The record is from RefSeq and is a predicted model, not a curated record.
CAACGUUGAAGAUCUCGAUAUCACUAGUAUUACUAGUAGCGCACUCGCUUCUCUAUCCAUACAAUACACCUCGCUUGUAUCACAUACGCAACUUUGUCACAAUGCGCAGCCACCCCGGCGGAUAUAUAACCAUCUCUGAGCAUCAGCUUGCGCAUGAGUUAGCAGUCCAGCAAAGCCAUGAGGAUGAGCGUCGACGCAGCAGCCAGUCUGCUCGACGUGACCACUCUGAUCGGAGUACACAAACCCAAGAAAACCCGGAAUCGAGUGUGUCUGCACCGCGAAACCCUUCUCUUUCGGCCUCUUCGGAUGUGACUGCUGAAGUAGUCGGUUCUUCCACCCAGGUCGCAAAUGCCGCCAGCGGAAACGAAAAUGCCACUCCGUUGAUUCCAAUCACUCAGCCAAGGGACGAGAGUGCACAAACGCUAUUGGCACCUCCUGAAUCCCCUCAUCCAGAGCAACGGAGAGGGUUGCCGACCAUGAGUCAAGUCGCUGAGCGAGAGCAAUUGCAGAAUUUGUCAAAACGUAGGCGCAGUGCGGAAGCAGCACCGCAGUCUGCUUCCGGUGUGCUGCGUCGGCCGACUCGACGCUUAUGCCCGCACUGUGCACAGAAGGUUCCAGUCUAG